Heterotrigona itama is the source of this 5412-nucleotide messenger RNA. Lineage: Eukaryota; Metazoa; Arthropoda; Insecta; Hymenoptera; Apidae. The record is from the annotation of a GenBank genome assembly.
CGAAUGUUGAUUGAAUGCAGUUCAGGUGUUUACGCGGUUCCGAGAAAAACCCGUGGAAUACACAUUAGUUGUCGCGUAGCCGGGUUCACAUAUCGGUGAGCGACAAGCACAACGCGGCAGCGAUAUCGUGUGGACGAGAAUGAGUGGCAGCAAAGGCGAGAGCGAUCAGUGCAACAGGAUGAGAGAAAGCAACGUAGUAGCGAUGAUGGGUGACGUUCUCGUUGAGAAGGAUACUCGCUGCAAUGUACGCGUCCACGCUGAGGACGAAUUUACGCAACAGGAGAACGAACAGACUAUUAACUGCACGGAGGAUGCUGUUGGGUCUCCCGUUGUCGCGGACUCUGUUCCUGCCGCGAGUGUGGCAAUCAACGAAAGCGUGGUCGAACAGUUUAUGAAGGGCGCCAGGGCUCCCAACAACGUGGAACCGAACGCGAUGCAAACGAGGUCCGAGACGCUCGUUGAAAAUCCAAGCACUGCUGCGAACGUGGACAACUCAUUCAGGGGUGAGGAAAUGUGCUCGUCGGAUUUAUGCAAAGCGAAAAGGGAAUUACUUAGAGAAGAGUUACAGAAAGCCAUGAAGUUCCAAAAUCUGUGGACAGAGUUACGCCAACAUAUAAGGGAUUCCUUUAAUGUUGCUCUAGAAGCUUCUCGCAUUCCUGGAGGCUUGCAAUUCCAUCAGACACCAUUUUCAGUGGACGACACGCACAAAAUUGUACUGCAACUAUAUAAAAGGAAUCCUCAUCAGUUAUUCAUAAAGCUAGUAAGCCUGGCGCAGGAGUUUGUUGUAGAAGUAAAAGUUCGAUUAUUAGCUCUUCUACAUGAUCUUAGUGUAAAUAAUUUAGCAGAAAUUUUUCUUAUAGGUCUUUUAGAUGAUUACGACGCAUUGAUAACAACAGCUGUAAAGAUUUCUGAAUUUGUGAAGCUCUUAAAAGAUCAUUUGGGCAAGUUCAACUACGAAUUUCCUUUGCCAUGGGCUGCUUUUAUUAAAAAGUUAUAUCAGAUUUAUAUAUAUGAUGACCCAUUCAUACAAAACAAUUUGCCUCCCUUCAUUGGUCAGUUACGGAAACUUUUGCCUUUGAAAGGCUCGGAAUAUCAACGGCUCGUUCAUAGGUAUUUGUGGUUUGAUAAGGAAAUGACAGUAAUUAGAGAUUUAUGGGUGGAAACCGAGUCGUGGAUGGACAAGUACAAUGUAGAACAAGCAUAUCGAAUGAUCCACUUUAGGCAAGUAAGGGAAGUGUUCACAGCAACUAGAAAACUUGUGGAACCGCGCGUAUUAAAUAAAUCAUCUAACGUUGCAAAUGAAUUACAAGAAGCGGAUGGACAACUUUUGACACUUACAUCACAAGAAAAAAUUGGUGUAUCAGAAGUGGAUAGUAGGCCUUUAAGUCCCGCACCGGAUUUAAGUUUAGAUUCGCCCAAUAUGCUUCCUAGUAUCGAAAUUCUGCAAAUUUUAUUGGAUGACUGGAGCAAGAUUAUGAAAUCUUUGCGUCAGAAAUUGUCUGAUGUGGCAGGUACACAGCCCUCCACGGAUAUUUAUGCUAAUGGACAGGAAGAUUUCUUUGACUAUGCAUGUGCAACUUGCCACUUAGUACAAUCUGCAAUUAGAUCAGUCAGAAGACACGGCUAAUUUCUCGGCAACGCAGGUGAAGAAAAAGAUUGAGAAUCUAGAAAUAAAGGAGAUAAAAAGCGACGACAACGAAGUGAGAAAUACAAAUGAAGAUGUGGAUUUAAGGGCGUCUGAUGCCCAGCCUUGUUCAUGUGUAUAUCAGCAUGUAAGAGAAAUAACGGAAAGAAAGAUGGUAUUAGAAAAUCCACCUUGUUUGUGUUUACUGAAUUCCAAACGCAAGAUAUGGGACACCUGCCCCUGCCUAACAAAAUCUGUAUUUGAACCCAUUGUACCGAAUGGCCAUCCGAAGCCAUCGUCGCCUCCUACCGUAAAGAUUACUCAAGAACCAAAUAAACCUGUAGUAAAAACUGGUUCUACUCAGUCUGCUCAAACACAAACGAGACAUUCUACAACGCAGACACCGAACACCGCUCACAAUCAUACAACGGAUCAGGGUACCACUCAUUCACACUCUCAUGGGCCUCUUCCAGAUUUGGUAAAAAACACGGGUCCUACUCAUAGAUCUCAUACACAUAGCAAUCAUUCGUCGCAUGCCUGUCACAAGCAGGCUAAUGUCGAGCACAUUAAGAGAGUUUCAUGUAACGACUUAAGUUCCGGGGAUGGAGAUUGUUCGGAUUCCGGGAGUAGUCAAGAGGAUUCUUGUUCCACGAGUAGUUCUGUGCAAAGAGAUUCGAGCAGACAUUGCGAUUGUUGUUAUUGUGAAGUAUUUGGCCAUGGAGUUCCUUCGGUAGCACCAGUUAGUAGAAAUUAUAAUGAAAUGAGAGAACGGUUACGGCAAUUAUUAACCAAGAAAAAAGCUAGAAAAUGUAAAGCCACGUGUAGUCCUUCGAAAAGUCCGUCAGAGUCGGUAGUAUCUGAUACAAGUACGGAAAUGAAGGCAGUGACGAAUUCCGCGCCAAGAUUGAACACUCCAAUUUCAACUAUUCCUGCAAUACAAUCAGAUCAACGAGAUCAGAGAGAUCUGGAAGAACUGCUUGAAUUCAUCGAGGGUAAUCAAAAUGGAAAGAAAGAUAACAACAAAAAGGCCGAAAAGAAAGCUAGGCAGAAACAACGGAAGUUGGAAGAAAAGCUUAAAAGAGAUAGACAAGAGGCUGAAAAGCAGAAACUAAUAGAAUUGCAAAAAAAGACACCGGAAGUGACGAUUACUGUUGUAGAUCCUCAGAAACCUGUUCCUCAAAGAUUAUUACCUCAGUGUAACCUACCCGAAGUAUCUAUUUUACCUACGUCACCUCCAGUAGCAUCAUCGACUGUAAAGCAAUUAAAUAAUAAAAAGAAAGACAAGCAAGAAGUCUGUAGCAAUAGUAGUAAUACUAGUAGCAGUAGCUGUAGCAGCAGUAGUAGUAGUAGUACCAGUAGUAUAAAUAGCAAAACGAAGACUGCAUCUGUGAAUACGAAUGUAAAGAGUAAAAACGUUAGUAAAGCCGAUAAAACAAUGGCCUCUAGCCAGACGAAUAAUAAAACGGCGAUCAAAAGUGAUAAACAUGAAAUUAGUAAUAAGAUUAACAAAGUACAGAUAACCAGUAGUAAUAGCCCAAGCACGAAAACUAAUGCCACGGAGAAAUCACUGACCGUCGAUUUAGACGAUAAAAAAUUGACGAAGAAAGAGAGGAAAAAGUUGAAGAAGAAAAUGAAAAAAAUGGAGGAAGUAAAGGCAAAAGAGGAGACAAAGAAACUGGUUCAGAUAGAGACCCAACCUCAGAUUGUAACGAUUAAAAGAGUCAUGGAAUCUAACAGCGCAGAACCAACAGUCACGAUUACGUUGAAGGGUCAAACACCAGCCGAAGAUAAAGUUUUAUUCACAUUGGUGAAUGGUCAGACGAAAGAAGUCGCCAGCUUCAAAUUGGAGAACGAACAAAAUCAGAAUGUCAACGGGAAGAAGAAGAAAACCAAAGCGAAUAACAAUAACAGUAACAACAAUAACACUAAUCAUAAUAACAAUAAUUUGUUUCAACAGGGGAACAAACAGCAGCAAAUGAACAAUUCGAAACAACAGAUACAGAACAAAAUUUGCGACAGCAAGAAUAACACAAAACAACAGUCGAACAAUGAAAAGAGCAAAGGAAAACAAGUAGAUGAGAAAAAGGUUCAACAACAGAGUGUUACUGAAACAAAAACGAAAUCCAAAAAAGAUAAGAAAAAUACGGAGAAUAAGGAGAACGUGCUGCAACAGAACGUUGUAAAUAAGAGCAAAAAUCAAUCGCAGAAUAUAACUGGAAAGAAGCAGAAUAAAGUCAAUGCUCCAUCUCAAACUUCAGUUUCACAAAAGCCAACGCAGAAUUUGAAUAUCAGCAGUGACAACAAGAAGACAAAAAUACAGUCGCAAGGCAAAAAUGGGCAAUUGAGUUCCACCAAAAGCAAUAAGAAUACACAUACUAGUAUCACUAUUAAACAGAUGAAGAACGAUAACCAAAAAGUUCAAAAUAAAGUAAUAAACCAGGCAACUGUCAAGCAGCGACCGGAGAUACAGUCGGCAUCGACAGAAAGGGUUAACUCGCCUCUUAGCAGUCAAUUUAAAGACAUUGGCGCGAAUUCGAAGAUCAACAUAGAAAAUUUAAAAUUACCUCCCGGCAUUACGAUAACAAAAGUCGACGCUCCUGCGAAACCAUUGCCGAUAAGAUCAGCGCCAUUGCCUAAACCAGUAAAUCCGCCUAAGCAAACUACGAUAAUUGCUGCGCCGAUGAGCGGCGUUCAGUCGAGUUACGCGAGUUCUCAAGCCGGUGGUAACGUGAUCGUGGUUGAUACCGGGAAAUUGAAGCAAGAUCUUUUACCCAAACCCGUGGAAAAAGAUAUAUCUAAAGAAAUGCAACAAGGUCAAAGUACUAGCAGCAAAAAGAAGAAAAAGAAAAACAAAAAUGCAUCGAAUUCUGGCAACACAUCAAACCAAUCAACGGUACAAAAUAGUGAUCAUUUUAUAAACGAUCAUUCAGACGAACCUGCGAGAAUACUUCAUAAUCCGAAUACCAACAUGGUUACCAUAAGAAACCCAGCAUUUGGUCCGAUGAAGGUACCACCUACCCAACAGGCAGCUAUUAUAAAAGUAUCAGAGAACGGUAUGGUCACCAUCAGGAGUCCCGCGUUGCAACAAGCGAUCAACGCUGGUCUAACGUCGCCACCAAAACCAGAUUACAUCGUGAAAGGUGAUCUGUCGUCGAAAACGUCGACAGAAAAUACAAAUCUGAAACAUGCUAAUGGUAUCAUUCCGUCGAGUUUGGCGGAACUGAGAAGUAGACUGACACCGGACUGCACGACUCUAAGCGGCUUGGCUAACAUACAGAUCAGCAAAGUGACGAAUGGUCAGCCUAUACCAGAGAAUGGGAUCAACUUAAAAGGGACUAGCGUCACAUUGACGAAAGUGAGGACGGAGCCUAGCAUGGAGGACGUGCAGAAUGCAAAGACGGCGGUCCGAGAAGCGAUAAACGCCUCGAUAGCAGUGUCAUCCAACAGCAAGAGCAAGAAAAAGAAAAAGCGUGGAACCGGCGCAAGACAAUGCGGAGAUGACUGGAACCUCGUUGAGAGCGUAUUCACGCCCAAAGAUAUAGACCUUGAGGAUGGAGAAAUGGACGAUGCGGAGCGGGAGCUAGAGGCGUUCAAGAGGUUUUGUCUACAAUCGGUGCCGCCACCGCGCAAAGAGAAGGUCAAUCUCAACAUCAAGGACAUCGUGCUAAAGAAGAAAUCAUCCUCAUCGUCGUCAUCUUCGGCGGCUGCCACUGUGAUCGCCGCGAAUUGAUUUUUCUUUCAACUAACACUAGACGCCCCCUACCACUUCUACUACUACUACUACUACU